AUGCGCCAAUCCUUCCGCUCCCCGACUCAAGCUUUUGAUCCUCGCCGGAUUUCCAAUACCUUGGACUUCCUCCGCAAUGCGACCGAAGUCAGGGGCCUUGAACACAGAAUCCUGAGGAAUUUGCUCCUUGUCAAGUAUUGGGACCAACCUCGGAUGAAAUCGGACAAGUCCAACAGAAGGUAUAAGCCGCUAGGUAUCAAUCAAAAUCACCCGAAAUUUCAGAGGAACAUCCGCGAGCAAUUCAAUAAAACACUCAUGCUGUUCAAUGAGAGUGUGGGAACGUGUUUACAAUGA
Aspergillus calidoustus is the source of this 294-nucleotide messenger RNA. Lineage: Eukaryota; Fungi; Ascomycota; Eurotiomycetes; Eurotiales; Aspergillaceae. The record is from the annotation of a GenBank genome assembly.